AUGGCGACACCAGAUCCAGAAACAAUCUUGAGAUCCUUAAAUAAGGCUCAGCGCCGUGCAGUUACAUCCAAUUCAUCCACAGUGGCUAUAUUGGCAGGACCAGGUAGCGGUAAAACUCACACACUGACCUCCCGCCUUGUAUGGCUGAUCCAACGGGCGGGUUAUCAGCCCGCCGACGUCAUUGUCGCGACCUUCACCGUCAAAGCAGCUCGGGAAAUGAAGAAUCGACUCGGCAAAAGGCUAGGUGAAGAAGUCGAGAAAAAGAUUGUGCUAGGGACUUUUCAUUCUAUUGCUCGACGAUACCUGGCAGUUUACGGCAAGCGAAUUGGCCUGGACCCAAAAUUUGGAAUCGCAGACGACGGCGACUCCCGAGCUAUUAUUCAGAGAAUAAUCAAACGUCAUAAGCUUCAAAUUGAACCUCAACAUGCAAAAGGUUGGAUAAGCAAGAAGAAAUCCAAGGGGACGACACCAAUACCAAGACAGAAUGGCAAGCAGCCACAGGACAAUGCAGCGCUCAAUGAGUGCUACAAGGAGUACCAGGAGCAUCUCGCCAGGUCCAAUCUUCUUGACUAUGAUGACCUCCUGGUUCGAUGUGUCGAACUUUUGGAAGAUCAUCCCUCGUGCGUCUCCAAUGUUCAGGCUGUUCUCAUUGAUGAGUAUCAAGACACAAAUGGCAUCCAAUAUGACCUCAUGAGGCUUUUUGCACAGGCACGGCAGCGGAUAACUAUCGUGGGAGAUCCUGAUCAGAGCAUAUACGGGUGGCGUUCGGCAGAAAUCAAGAAUUUGUAUCGUCUCUUACGCGACUACCCAGAAACCGAUGAGAUAUCGUUGGAAGAGAAUUAUCGGUCAUCACAGCUCAUCCUCGAUAUGUCGCUACAAGUCAUACAGCAAGAUACGAAGAGAUACCAGAAAGUGCUUCUACCAGUACAUACUAAGGGUACUAAGCCGGUGCUCCGGAAGCUAAGGAGCUCAUCUGGGGAGGGGGAAUGGAUUGUUUCUGAAUUGAGGAGAGUCAUCACAAUGUUUGGAGGGGCGCUAAAGAACGAAGACGUGGCGAUACUGCUACGCUCAGCGUCACUCUCCAGGCAUAUUGAGUCUGCUCUUGGUAAAGCAGGCAUUCCCUAUCGUAUGAUAGGCGGACACAAAUUCUAUGAACGGAAGGAGAUUAAAAUCUUACUUGACUACCUACGGGUGGUCUACCAGCCUGACAACAACGACGCUGUCGCUAGGAUCAUCAACGUACCCAGAAGGGGUAUUGGAGAAGCGACUAUCAAGGCCCUACUAGAGGAGGCGGAGAAGUCGAGGCUCAGCCUAUGGGCGCUCUUAUGGAGACAUUGCCGUGGUGGUCGACAGGCCACAACUAAGAUUCGUCCAAAUAUGGAGCAAAAGUUGAACACUGAGCUUUUGAAAAUCAUCUCUACUUUAAGACAGAAUAUGCGAGAAAUAAACAACUCCGGCAACAUGACGCUAAUGGACCUGAUUGUGCAGUUGACGGACCAGCUGCAGUUCCAAAAGUAUUUGGAGGCAGAGUAUCAAGACGAUUAUGAACAGCGUUGGGCCAACGUCCAAGAACUUCUGAGUCUGGCAAAUGAUUUUGUACGAGACUAUGGAGAGUCCGAAGACGAAGCCCUCCCCGAUAUUGAAGACGUCGAACAAGUCAAGGACGAUGACGUCCUGGGAAAAUUCCUCGCCAAUGUCGCUCUCGCAUCCGACGCACAGUCCGACGACAAGGAACAAGACAAAACCUCUCAAGUCACAAUUUCGACCAUACAUGCUGCCAAAGGGUUAGAAUGGCCGGUGGUGUUCGUACCGUCCGUCUAUGAAGGUUCGAUACCUCAUUCUCGAUCUGAGGACAUGGACGAGGAGCGACGACUUCUUUAUGUGGCAAUGACCCGAGCAAAAGCAUUGUUGUAUUUGAGCUGUCCUAUUUAUGGGUCUCAAGGGCUCAGUAAUAAGGUUGAACUCUCACCGUUUGUCUCGAGCUUUUCUGAAUCCUUUGCCCAGAAAGGGCCAUCGUUUAAUAGACCGAUCGUUGAAAGCGUCGGUAGGAUUCUCGACAGAGUGAUACCAACUGAAAAGUCGAUAUUCGACAAGAUACCACCCAUGUUCUGUCCCGAAGACGAUCAAUUUCCUAUUGAUCCUUUCGAUCCAAAGGACCCUGAUGGUCUUGAACCACACGGCGACGGUCAGUACGGCAGAGCAUCAAAAAGGCAAAAGAUACAGCCCUUGCCAGACAGGGGCGCCGCUAUGCAGGAGAUGCGAUGGAAACCAGAUUAUGCUACGACAAUGGAACAGUCAUCAGGUUUCACCAUGUCCUCGCUGCCCGGGUUCGUUAGUGCCGGAGCACAUCGAGCGGCGUUGACUGCAUCUGGUAUUGAUGCAGAGGCAGCACGGAAUACCGCUUCAAAACGGAAUACCAAGGGAACGACGAACCGUCAACCUAAUCAGCAAAGCUUACUUGGCUUCGUCACCACAGAUUCCAAAGCGAUUUCAGCACCUUCUGCCACAAAAUCCGCACCGAAAGAUUAUUCGCUGGCCCGAUAUCAAGCAGCCGCAUCACGAGUCGCGCGUCAAUCACUGCCUCAACCUGUUGUUAUCAAUAACAGUCCACAGGAAGCUACAAUAGCCCCUGAAUUCGCAAAACACAAAAUCCUGGGUGCCAAAUCUAUUUCACGGCAGAGUACCGUGAAGAAAUCGGCAGGGGAAGCACCUGGAAAACAGUACGCUUGCUUUUCGAGCUCACCCCCUCGGCAGGUAUCCCCAGAGCCGCAAAAGGAGGAACCGCGUCCUACAGCAACCACUUUCCAACGCCUAGCAACAAGUUUCCACUCAACGACAUUCACAUCCAUGAAACCGGUAGGGGGAAUAAGGCGGCCCGUUGGCCUCGGUCCACCACCAUCAAUGGAUCGUCUCCGGAAGCCAUUCAAGCCUCUUACGAUUAAUCGUCCACGGGGCCCACCAGGUGGUUCAUAA
Messenger RNA from Pochonia chlamydosporia 170, 2973 nucleotides. RefSeq names its product ATP-depentend DNA helicase. Gene Ontology annotation, cellular component: nucleus. Gene Ontology annotation, biological process: recombinational repair. The transcript has a single exon. The record is from RefSeq and is a predicted model, not a curated record. NCBI's taxonomy places the organism in Eukaryota, Fungi, Ascomycota, Sordariomycetes, Hypocreales, Clavicipitaceae. Bases 1 to 2973 code for a protein of 990 amino acids. Gene Ontology annotation, molecular function: DNA binding; 3'-5' DNA helicase activity; hydrolase activity.